This is a messenger RNA of Polyodon spathula (Mississippi paddlefish), 1467 nucleotides long. RefSeq names its product SET domain and mariner transposase fusion gene (gene setmar). Lineage: Eukaryota; Metazoa; Chordata; Actinopteri; Acipenseriformes; Polyodontidae. The coding region runs from base 144 to 1019 and encodes 291 amino acids. Gene Ontology annotation, molecular function: zinc ion binding; histone H3K9 methyltransferase activity; protein binding. The transcript has 2 exons. The record is from RefSeq and is a predicted model, not a curated record. Gene Ontology annotation, cellular component: nucleus.
AACUGGGAGCAUGCUGCGUCAAUCACUGAACGGAGGAUAACAGGAAGUAUAACUGAAAAGUGACGUUUUGCAUUUAAAAGCAGUAGUUGAAUAUGUAAUACAGUAAGCAAUAACAGUAAACUGCAAAUAUCGGGCAUGUAAAAAUGAAUUUGAUGGGAGAAUACGAUGUGUGCCGCGGUCUUGAGAACCUUCCCGUUUCUGUUGAACGAGAUGAAGAGUCUUUGCCACAAUUUCAGUACUCUCCAGAGCAUGUAAGCGGGCCUGGCGCUGAUCAGGAUCCCAGUGAGAUUACCUAUCUAGGAUGUGACUGCGUGUCUACUUCCUGUAGGCCGGACUCCUGCUCUUGUCUUCAACACCACGGCGAGUCAUAUGAUGAAAACCUGUCUCUCAGAGACUGCGAGGGAAAGGAGACUGACUUUUCCAGGCCUGUUUUUGAGUGCAAUGUCAUGUGUAAAUGUAGCGAAGCCUGCAAGAACAGAGUUGUGCAGAGAGGUCUGGGAUACAGGCUUCAGAUGUUUAAGGGUGGGCCCAAAGGAUGGGGUCUGCACACACUGGAGUUCAUCCCAAAAGGGCGCUUCGUGUGCCAGUACGCAGGAGAGGUUAUUGGUUUGGCUGAAGCUCGCAGAAGAUUGCAAUCCCAGAAGCCUGGUGAUAUGAAUUACCUCAUAGCAGUGAAGGAGCACAUAGACGGUGGAAAAAUGAUUGAAACUUUUGUAGACCCGGCUCUUGUUGGAAAUGUGGGAAGAUUCCUCAACCACUCCUGCCAGCCCAAUUUGUUCAUGGUACCUGUGCGUGUGAACUCAGUGGUGCCCAAACUGGCGCUGUUUGCUGGGCGGGACAUACUGGCAGGGGAGGAGCUAAUGUACGAUUACUCAGGAAGAUAUAAAAAUGUGACUGAAAAAGCCUCAGUUCAAGAAACGACAGACAUUGACCUCGUGGAACGCAAACCCUGUUACUGCGGAGCCGAGAGCUGCUGUGGGUUCCUGCCUUUUGACGUUUCUGUCAUGAAUAGUGGUUAAAUAUCCAUUUAAAAUUCAGUUGUAACUUCUUACUAACGUGUGUUAAUUAACAUGUGAGUGCAGAGUAGACAAUGAAAACUGAUGUUGCUGUUCUCAAUGGGUGCUUUUUCUUCUAGAAUAUUCAGUGAUAGAUGGACUGAUAGAUAUAGGAAUUGUAGAUCUUAUAUCGAGAGGAUGCUGUAGAUAUGUAAUCAUAACUGUAAAACACUCAAUAGCGCUACAUUUAGAAAUACUAAAAGAAAUGGAAUACAUUCAAUGACAAACGUUUUGACAGGAAGUCUUUCUCAGUGUCUCAUGGUUGUAACGAUUGUCCCAGAAUGUGCUGUCUACAUUAUACUGUAUAAUGCACUGUUGGUGCUAGUUAUAUGACUCAGUACUGGCUUAUGUGUGCAAAAUAAACAAGAUUCUGUUAUUUGUGUACAUUUACAUGCAAACAACCCUAUUUAAU